CCGCUUCAAACCGUAACCGCGAGUCCGGCCGCGACUCAGCUGGUCCUCAGAGCGGCUUCGAAAUCCCUGCUCCUCCGCACGCCAGUUGGAACUAUCCUCAUGUGGCGUCAAUAGUGUGCGGGUUCUGGUCUUCGUUGGGCCUCGGAAAAGGAUCUUAACAGAAGGGCAACGGUGGACGGAAAACCCUCUCGGCGAAAAUGGCUUCCACGCACAUAUUCGAGGACCAGGAGAACCGAGUCCCGGCGGCCCAGCGGAGAGGCAAGAGAGAGGACCCGAGGGCGAGCAGUGUGCUUGUUAACAGACGGCCAGUGCUCGGUGCUAUCAACACCAAUUUGCGGAAACAACCAGCUAGAGCAGCCAAACAGGGUGUCAGUUAUGAAACGGGUAUUCCACAGCAAGCUGAUGAAAAUGCCUGCCCUACACAGAAAUCUUUCUCGACAAGUCAACCCUCUUUUACUAUUCAUGAAGAUACAUGCUUAUCCAUGGGAACCACCAGUAACAGCCAGAGUGCAUCUAGCAAUUCCACAGGACCUAACCCAUUAAGUGAAAGGUUAAGUAAACCAUUACAAAGUGAAGAAGAAUCUAUCGAAGAUAUUGACCCAUCUGUAACAGAAUUGCAGAGGUCUCUAUCCAUCGAACAUUCAGGAUCUUCAGAUGUAAUGGAGAUGAGUGUAUGUGAAGAUGACCUUAUGGUGGUAGAAACAACUCCCCGUGAAGAUGUGCUUCAUAGUAGAAAUGACGACAUAUUUGAUGUCCCAGAAUAUGCAGCAGACAUUUACCAGUACCUGAGAGAAGCAGAGGUGUGCCACAAGCCCCGUGCAAACUACAUGUCAAAGCAGACAGACAUCACAGCAAGUAUGAGGUGGAUUCUUGUCGACUGGCUUGUUGAAGUAGCAGAGGAAUACAGUCUACAUACAGAAACUUUAUAUUUGGCUGUUUCAUAUAUUGACCGGUUUUUAUCGCACAUGUCUGUUAAAAGGGAUAAACUUCAGCUGGUUGGGACCACAGCUAUGUUUAUUGCUGCGAAAUAUGAGGAGAUCUACCCUCCAGACGUAGGACAGUUUGCUUAUAUAACCGACAAUACCUACAGAGUUGGGCAGAUCUUGAGAAUGGAGCAUCUUAUUUUGAAAGUGUUAAGUUUUGACAUGGCAGUACCAACUACACAUUUGUUUGUCAAUAAGUUUGCCAGAUUGUGCAAAUGUUCAGAAGAAACCUUGCAUUUAGCCUUGUUCUUGGCAGAGGUUACUAUGCUAGAAUGUGAUCCUUUCCUGAGAUUCCUGCCUUCUGUGAUUGCAGCAUCAGCUGUUUCAUUAGCAAAUCAUACACAGGGUCACACUGCCUGGCCAUCACACAUGGUAGAAUCCACAGGAUACAGUUUAGAACACCUGAGAGAAUGCUAUGUAAACCUACAUCGUGUUUUCUCCAGAGUUCAUGAACCUCAGCAACACGCUAUUAGAGAUAAAUAUAGAGGCACAAAAUGGCACGGAGUGUCCCGCUUAACUCCAAGAAGCCACUUCCCCUGGUGAUGAAACAAAAGUGUAAUUAGGGUAUGCUGAUAAUUGUGUGUGAAGAUGUUUAUGUAAAUUUUGUGUGGUUGUUUUUCCCCAAGACUGAAUGGAAUGUUAGCACUUUUUAUACAGAUAAGACAACUCGGUGAUCAUGAGUGAUAUACUCGGCUUUUUCCAAGUUCAUUGGUUCAAAGCUUGGUGCACGUUCUCAGUGAAGCGUUGGAACAGUUGCAUGCAGGCCUCUGGUAGAGUAAGGAAGUUUUAUCCUUCACAGGAUGUCUUAUCAGUUGACAGGUGUAAUUUUUUUUUUUAAUAACCUUUUAUAUUUUAUUAAUAGUGCAAGAAAUCACCAGCUUUAAAAGGCCUGUGUAGCAGAUCUCUCUAGCGUUUGAACUGUCAUCAGCUUACCAGUCACUGCAUGAUAUUAGGAGGUUGUCCGUAGCAUGAUUUUCAGUAUUUUUGUAUGUAAAGGAAUUGCCUCAUGGUAACCUUUGCCUGCAGCCAAAACAUAUCAAGUGUUCAGAAAGACAUGUACAAAUGGCUGUAUAUAUGUAAACUAGAAUCCUUGAAGGAUGAAGGAUUUUAUCCUUCGAUUUUUUUUACCAGAAAGACCUAUUCCAAAAUACAUUUCUUCAGAUCUCUA
Penaeus monodon (black tiger shrimp) is the source of this 2151-nucleotide messenger RNA. Its product is annotated as G2/mitotic-specific cyclin-A-like. Gene Ontology annotation, biological process: regulation of cyclin-dependent protein serine/threonine kinase activity; mitotic cell cycle phase transition. Gene Ontology annotation, molecular function: cyclin-dependent protein serine/threonine kinase regulator activity. NCBI's taxonomy places the organism in Eukaryota, Metazoa, Arthropoda, Malacostraca, Decapoda, Penaeidae. The coding region runs from base 198 to 1526 and encodes 442 amino acids. Gene Ontology annotation, cellular component: cytoplasm; cyclin-dependent protein kinase holoenzyme complex; nucleus. The record is from RefSeq and is a predicted model, not a curated record. The transcript has 8 exons.